GUUUAUGCGGUAUUGAUCGGUAUCGAUGGAUAUUCGCUUGGUUCUCAAUUAUCCGGAUGUGUUUCCGAUGCGAAGGCAAUGAUGGAAUACUUGAUGAGCACCCUACACAUCCCGGAAGGGAACAUCCAGUGCCUUCUCCAUUCCCGCGAUGUCGCAUCUGUUAAGGACGAUCCUACCCGCCAGAAUAUCAUUGACAACCUUCGUGCUCUAUCUAAGAAACAGAGAGUCCAGUAUAUUAUCAUCUACUUUGCCGGACAUGGUUCAAUCUAUCUUAAUUCAGAUUAUUGCGAGGACGGCAUUGAAUCCUAUGGUUCCAGCCACGCUCUAUGCCCCGCUGACCGCGGCGAAACCAGCUGA
Desarmillaria tabescens is the source of this 357-nucleotide messenger RNA. RefSeq lists its product as uncharacterized. Gene Ontology annotation, biological process: proteolysis. NCBI's taxonomy places the organism in Eukaryota, Fungi, Basidiomycota, Agaricomycetes, Agaricales, Physalacriaceae. The annotation marks the transcript as partial. The record is from RefSeq and is a predicted model, not a curated record. Gene Ontology annotation, molecular function: cysteine-type endopeptidase activity. The transcript has a single exon.